AUGUCCCUUCACGGAAGUCGCGCCCUCGACGCCGCCGCCGCGCCAUCAUUAUUGCACCUUCACUUCUCCCCACAGCGCGCCGAGCCUGAUUCCACGAGGCACAUUGCGAAGAUGGUGCUCUCGUUCAUCCUCAUUCAGAAUAGGCAGGAAGACAAGAUUGGCGAAGUGGAUGAAGAGAAAGUCAAGUUAAAGGGCGAGGUCCACCGCCUCAUCGCCCCACGCGACCAAAAACACCAAUCCAACUUCGUCGAGUUCCGCAACAUGUCCAAGAUCGUGUACCGCCGCUACGCCGGCCUCUUCUUCUGCGCCUGCGUCGACACAAACGACAACGAACUCGCCUAUCUGGAAGCCAUACACUUCUUCGUCGAGGUGCUAGAUGCCUUCUUCGGGAACGUGUGUGAGCUGGACUUGGUGUUUAAUUUCUACAAGGUGUAUGCGAUACUGGAUGAGGUGUUUUUGGCGGGUGAGAUUGAGGAGACGAGUAAACAGGUUGUGCUGACGAGGUUGGCGCAUUUGGAUAAACUGGAGUAG
This is a messenger RNA of Alternaria conjuncta, 531 nucleotides long. It is a transcript of the gene APS2, whose product is annotated as AP-2 complex subunit sigma. The coding region runs from base 1 to 531 and encodes 176 amino acids. Gene Ontology annotation, molecular function: clathrin-cargo adaptor activity. The transcript is spliced from 4 exons. Gene Ontology annotation, cellular component: AP-2 adaptor complex; intracellular membrane-bounded organelle. The record is from RefSeq and is a predicted model, not a curated record. Gene Ontology annotation, biological process: protein transport; clathrin-dependent endocytosis. NCBI's taxonomy places the organism in Eukaryota, Fungi, Ascomycota, Dothideomycetes, Pleosporales, Pleosporaceae.